Ctenopharyngodon idella (grass carp) is the source of this 2387-nucleotide messenger RNA. RefSeq names its product torsin family 2, member A (gene tor2a). Lineage: Eukaryota; Metazoa; Chordata; Actinopteri; Cypriniformes; Xenocyprididae. The transcript has 5 exons. Gene Ontology annotation, molecular function: ATP binding; ATP hydrolysis activity. The coding region runs from base 44 to 1006 and encodes 320 amino acids. The record is from RefSeq and is a predicted model, not a curated record. Gene Ontology annotation, cellular component: nuclear envelope; endoplasmic reticulum lumen; endoplasmic reticulum.
UCUAGUGUCCGGCAUAUGUAGUUGCUCUUCCGUCAUCCAAUUCAUGGAGCUGUGCUCCGAGGCUGUAGCUACCAUGAUAUUUAUAAUAUUCUUAAUUUAUUGUGCUCCCUUAGGUACCGGUUUUGAGAUAAAAUCUAUUUUUUGUUCAAUAUCUGAGAGCUGCGACUGUGACUACAAACCAGACAUAAAAGGUUUAGAGUGGGAUCUUUAUAAAAACGUUUAUGGUCAGCAUAUGGUUCAGGACAUUGUCUCGGAAGCAGUGGUGAAAUUUUUACAGAAUGAAAACCCAGACAGACCACUAGUGCUGUCUUUCCAUGGAGCAUCUGGGACUGGAAAAAGUCUGGUCAGCUCUAUGAUUGGACGACAUAUCUAUGGAACGGCCAUGGGCAGUCCGUACAUCCAUCAGUUUGUUCCCACAUUACACUUUCCCUUAGCCAACCGGGUGCAACAAUACAGGUCUGAUCUAAAACGUUGGGUCGAGAGAAACCUAACCGCUUGUGCUCGCUCAAUCUUUAUCUUCGAUGAGAUGGAGAAAAUGCCUCCUGGUGUGAUUGACGUUUUAGAACCGCAUUUAGGCCCCUUUCAUGUUCUGUUCCAGACAAACUACCGUAAGGCGAUUUAUAUAUUUAUCAGUACUGUAGGUCAGGAGGUAGUUAACAAACUUGCGCUGGAGAGUCGACAGGCAGGUAGAGAUCGAGAGGAAAUUCGCCCUGAUGAGCUGGAGGAAAGUAUUGCUGAUGCCGUGUACAACAACAAGGACAGUGGGUUCUACCACUCCAGAAUAAUUACAGAAAAGCUUAUCACUCGUUUUGUGCCUUUCCUUCCCUUGCUUCGGCGACACGUGGAGCGCUGUGCCCAGCGGGAGCUUUGCCAGCGUGGGGAGUGUGAGCGUGCAGAUGUGGCAUCAUCAGUAGGUGGCGCCAUGACUUACACACCAAAUGACAGCCAAUAUUUCUCCAGCACUGGCUGCAAAUUGGUACCAGCUAAAGUUAACCUGUUCCUUUGAGUGCCAAAGGUAGAUCUCUUUAGGACCUUUACAGCACAAAGCCUUUCGGGAAGCCAACUGAAUUUGGGAUUUUGAGACAUUCUUUCAGUUGUAUGUUUCAGCCAUGUGGAUGAGUUCUGAUGAAGAAUGUACAUGAUUUGAUAAACAUCUCAGGUUUUUGCAGUUUUUAAUCAAGCAAGAAUAAGCCAGUUGCUAGUUAAUACAAAGGCAAAUUCACAGAGCCGACCUCUGUUAUACUUCAGAGCUCUCUGGGCCACUGAAACAACCUACAAAACACUCAUUUUCUGUGUGGAGUUCAUUACAAAUCAAGUGCUCUCUGAACUUUAGUGAUUAUUUAUUUUAUCAUGGGGUGACAAUGAAACUAAUUGCUGUAUUUCUUAUGCUGACCACAGGGUGGCAGCAGUGCCUAUUUGAAGCAGGGUUUUUUUUGUCCCACAAUACAUUUAUUUUUUAUUUUUUUCCAUUUUUAAAAAAUUCUUAUUAAAUAUGUAAAUGAUGUUGUUUAAACAGAUUAACUUGUUAAACUAGAGAAAUCAGAAAGUGGAAUCUAUCAGCUCUUUUUGUAUGAUGUACAUAAGGAUGUCUUAAAGUGACAGUUCACCCAAAAUGUAUUGUUUAUGAACCAUCAUUCCUUGUUACAGACUUGUAUGACUUUAUCUUUUUAUGUUGAACAUAAAAGAUGAUAUUUUGAGAAACGCCUCAGUGUUUUUUUGUUUUGUUUUUCAAUGGAUGUCAGUGGUAACCAAAACUGUUUCAUUCAACAAAAUUUUUUUUUUUUUUUUUUUGUAUUCAGCAGAAAGUCAUACAGGUUUGGAAUGAUGUGGGGGUGUCCCUUUAAGCAACCUUAAGACAUUAAAGCCACUGAGAAUUUUAUGUGGUAUGUUAAAAUAAUUCCAGAUGCAUUUUGUUCUCUUAUCUGAAAAGCCACAUUGUCUAAUUUGAUCUGAGGCAAAUUGCCAGAUUUUAAAUAUUACUUAAACUAUUAUUAAUAUUUGUUCUCUUUACUAUAUAAAACUCACUGAAUGGUUCUAACAAAGAACAACGGUUCCUUUAUUUAAUUUUAAACGCUAAAAUAUUUAAACAUGAAGUGCCCUGAAAUUCAGUGGAAUUGUGUUCAUAUCUAAUUCCAUUGUUGUUCAUUGUUUACAUUGUACAGUUAUUCUGCACAUUCAUUUAGAAUAGUCUGCCAUGAGAUGUAAAUAUGUUUUAAAGGAUUUAAAGCAUUUUCUUCAUGCAUCUUUCUAUUCAUUGAUCAACCAUCUUUUUCAGCUAUGUUAUUUUGUCUUUUUUAUUUAAUUGAAUACAUGUACAGUAAUACAAAAUGCAAAGAAGAAACACUUCAUCAAAAGCAAGGCAAUAAAAUCAACUUUCAUUUUUUUAA